Molecule: messenger RNA, 4292 nt
Organism: Capra hircus (goat)
Lineage: Eukaryota; Metazoa; Chordata; Mammalia; Artiodactyla; Bovidae
Gene: BARX2
Product: BARX homeobox 2
Exons: 4
Coding region: 2754-3590 (278 amino acids)
Biological process (GO): regulation of transcription by RNA polymerase II
Cellular component (GO): nucleus
Molecular function (GO): DNA-binding transcription factor activity, RNA polymerase II-specific; RNA polymerase II transcription regulatory region sequence-specific DNA binding
Source: RefSeq, a predicted model, not a curated record
ACUUAAUUUAUUAUGUAGCUAUUUGAACACGCUGCAGAUUUCCAAUCGCAGGACCAGUUGCGGGAGAGUCUGGGCGAACGUUGUGCAGUGCUCGUGUGCACUCUGGGAGGAACGCGGGCUGGAGGGCGCAGCGGGCAGAGGCGACACCGGUUCCCCCCAGAACGGGCGGCUGGGGCUUUGGCGCAGUCCAGUCCCGAGAGCCACCCGCAGCCGUCCGGGUGGCAGAGCGGCGAUGCAGGGGCACAGGAGCGCGGCUUCACAUGCGUGUCUAAAGAGAGGGGGAGGGAGAGGACAAGAAGGAGCAAGGAAAGGAAGAGAGGAAAGAAAGAAAAAGAAAUCAGGCUGGCAGAUGGGGAGAAGGGGAAAAGCGGGAGUCCGAUCGAGCAGAGGAGGCCCAAAGGGCUAGGAACAGUGGGGGAAGGAGAAAUGGGCGCAAACGAGGGAAAGGGACGGUGGCGGUGGAAGGGCCAGGAAGAGCCGGCGAGGGGAGGACCGGGCAAGAGGUGGAGGAAAAGACGGACCGAGGGGCGCGCGCGUUCCGUGAAGGCCCGACAGAGGUUCAAGCCGUUAACGCUCGAUCCCUCGCCAGGGUCGCUAGGUGCGAUGCAGAGGCCCACCCCCAGCACGCCGCGCCCUCGGCUCCCACCAAACAUUGUUUCUCGUCGCUGCAGACAGCGCGGCACUUUCCAGCAAGAAAUUUAGCUCCGCACUCAACAACGUCCUCUGCUUCAACGCCGCACCCCUGGGACUGUCUGUCCCCAGUUCGUGGCGCAGCGUGUUCUGAAGGCGCCGGGUGGCGCUGCCCGGACUGAGCCCGAAGCAUCCUUGGCCAGACUCGGGGCAGAGGACAGGCCUUGGAACCCGCAACCACGGCUGGGGGCGCACCGGGGCCCAGCAGGGCGACCUCCAGGCCUUGUGGCGGGACGCGCGCCGUCACCCGGACACAUGGCCGCAGCUCCCGCGGGCCCUCGAGCUGUCUCUCCGAGGGGAGAAGAAUGAUGAGCGUAAGGAGAUACGAGAAUAAACGAAAAUCGUACUAAAUGCAGGGGAGGGGCGGAGGGGAGGCAGGGUGCACGCGAACACUUUGGGAAUGAAGUUCCUCAAAGGCGCGAGGCGGGUCACGUCUAAUGUAAGGCUAUAAUUCGGUUUAUUACUACUUUUUUUCUAAGUGCCUCGUUAUUAGUUCUCCAGGCGUGGCUCUUCCCUUGGAGUCGAACCACUCGCCCAGGCGCGCGCGUUCACUUGCUUCGCGGCGACUCCGGCUCCAGGACAAGCAGCUCCACGGGGAGCCCGCCGCGAUCGAGACCGUGAGAUGUCACCAGCCACAAACUCGGUCUCGGCGAAGGCCAUCCGCAUGUAUAAUUCUUAAUACUCCUUACGGCCCCGCGCAAACCCAUUUCCAGACAAAAUCGCGAGGAACUGGCAGCACCGACAGUUUCUGCCGAGCUCGGGCGCGCGGGGAGCAUGCAGGCAGGACUGUCAGUCCGGGUGCUUAGGUUGGGUGGGGUCCCCUCGCCCAACAAUUUCAACUGAAAACAAAAGUUCGUUCAGCUACUAAUUGGAGAAGACUCAGAAGUUAGGCACCCAGGACGCAAAAGACAAAACACUUCAUGAACGCGUGUCCUCAGAGUCCCCGAACCCUGCGCGUCGCCAGGGACCUGGGGAAGGAACGCCGCGGUGCCCGAGUAUUCGGCGCCAGGAGCCACCAACCGGUCGGCGGCCCGAGGACCAGCCGCGCCGGCAGUCACGCUCCGCUGGUGCUCCUGGAGACGAAAAAAGUUUUAUAAACAGAGUUAAAGAAUUAAAAACACGUUUUUACUGACUCCUCUCUCUCUCUCUCUCUUUUUUUAGUUUACUGGUGGGAUAACGGACAGUGCUAGGGUCAUUGAUGGCUUGGGAUCUCCGUGGAACCAUUAAGUUCGCAAUCCCAGCGCACACUCCGGGUGCUGGAGCGUGCGGGCUGGGAGUGGGCUGAGAGCCUAAGGAACACGAGGGGAUGCCGUGGUCCUCGGGAAACGGCCUCCGGAAGUCCAGGUGGAGAGGGAAGAAGGCAACCAGAUGCUGGGGGUCGCCGAUUCUGGGGUCCGCAGUCUCGGGAGCCACGGCGAGGUCUCCACUUCUUUCUAGUAACAGAUCAGGACGUGCCGGCCGGCUGGGUGCUGGCGAUGGGAGCGGGACCGGGAGCGUAUCAUGCCCAGAGCGUCGGGCUCGGCGCGGGCAGCGGCCAGCUGAGGCCUGGCCGGCAGGCGGGGGCGGCGCGCGCUCCCCUCACCGCGCGCACACAUGGGCGCGCACACUGCACACACACCUGGAGCUCGUCCCGGGAGGGGGGCGGGGAGGAGAGCCAAAGCAAGUGUCUUAAAAUAGGCAGGCAGAAGAGCGCUAGACGCUGAGAGGCGGGAGGAGGCGAUCGCGAGCGGCAGGCACUAGGCGCGCAGGUCCGCGCCGGGUUGUACAGGCGGGCUGGGCGGGGUGGGCGCCGACGCCUCUCGGCGGCCAGCCCUCGGCGCAGCUCCGCACCCGGCCCCGCAGGAAGCGCGCGCUGAUUGACAGCUGCGAUGUCCCCAAAAGGCUCCGCGAAGAUGCUGAUCCGCGGGUGGGUCUAGACGCGCGGCCGGCGCGCCCGGUGCCGCCUCCCCUCCGCACGCCUCCUGAGCCCCGCCGCCUCCGGGCCGCGGAGGAGCCGGGCCGAGGCCCCCCGCCGGCGCGCCAGCCCCACGGCCCCGGCUGGCGGGAGCUCGCCCGGGCUCACCAUGCACUGCCACGCGGAGCUGAGGCUGAGCUCGCCCGGCCAACUCAAAGCAGCCAGGCGGCGCUACAAGACUUUCAUGAUCGACGAGAUCCUCUCCAAGGAGACCUGCGAUUACUUUGAGAAACUUUCCCUCUACUCCGUGUGCCCGUCGCUGGUCGUGCGACCCAAGCCCCUGCAUUCCUGUACGGGCCCCACUUCCCUCCGGGCAUAUCCUCUCCUCUCGGUGAUCACCCGACAGCCCACGGUCAUCUCCCAUCUGGUCCCCACCACCCCGGGAAUCGCCCAGGCUCUGUCCCGCCACCCGGCCACGGAAGCUUCCUCUGCGGAGGCCCCAGGCGAGAACCACGGCAGCAGCGAGUCUGAGACGGAGCAGCCCACGCCCCGGCAGAAAAAGCCCCGCCGGAGCCGCACCAUCUUCACCGAGCUACAGCUCAUGGGCCUGGAGAAGAAGUUCCAGAAGCAGAAGUACUUGUCCACCCCAGACAGGUUGGACUUGGCCCAGUCUCUGGGACUCACUCAACUGCAGGUGAAGACCUGGUACCAGAACCGCAGGAUGAAAUGGAAAAAAAUGGUUCUUAAAGGUGGACAGGAAGCACCCACAAAACCCAAAGGUCGUCCCAAAAAGAACUCCAUCCCUACAUCAGAAGAGAUCGAAGCUGAAGAGAAGCUGAACAGUCAGGUUCAGAGCCAGGAGCUCCGGGAGCCCUCCCAGGGCCUGGAGGGGCUCUGUGAUACGCAGGAACCAAAGGCAUGCGUUGUCCCCGUGGAGGUGGCCGAGUCCCCAGGCCAGGCCCAGGAGUUGCCAGUAACCUCUCCAGAACCCCCACCGUCAAGCUAAAAUAAAACUCUUGGUGGGGGGAAGGGGGAGACUGGGAAGAAGGGAAAGAGAGAGGGCAGGGAGACCAGGGAGAAGAAAGCUGCUGAGAGCCCGUGACCUGGGGGAGAAGACCACAGCCGGCUCCCUCCCUCCUGCCCAUGGCUCUCAGCUCCAGCUUUUGAGGAAGACUUGCUAGCCUUGGCCUGCUCUUCCUGAAAAGCUACCUAAGCCACACAAGCCCUUGACUAAGGGACACAGUGCCUUGGAACUGCCGGCCUCAGUUGGGGUGACGCCGUGGAGCUGUCCAGGUCUAAGCUCCCCCGGCAUGAUGGGGGACACUCCGACCAGCCUUGGAGCAGCUAGCCAUCAAAGCAGAGAGAGAUGGAGGAGUGGGCUGCAUGCCCAGGUUCCUUGCUGACUCAGCACUUAUUUCUGUAGUUUUAAAAGAGAAUUUAAUGUUUUUGAUUGUUGUUUUUUUUGGGGGGGAGGGGUGGUCGGUGAGGGUGGGCAAGUAAGAGCUGGGGGAAGGGAGUUUUGAGUUAAUAGAAUAAAGUUUGUUUGAAGACAUGUGUGCCUUUGUACCCAUUAUAAGGUAGUCAGGUGACCCAGGAACUGAUAAACCUUGUUUUUCUCGCUUGAUUCAGUUGCCAUCCCUGAAGCUGCAAUGCAGAUAUGUUAAGAUAACUUUUAUUUUUUAAUUAAAUAUAAAUCUUUCAAAAAGGA